CAAGCCCAGGUUUAUAAUACAUCCGACACAGCCACCGGCAAUCUUCCCGCCAGUAUAAUCGCCAUGGAUUCCGGCAGUCUCAAGCCUAAAAGGCUAAAAAUAUUUUCGUCGCAUACAUCAUUCCGUUCUCAGCUGAUUUAAAAUACAAUUAAUCUGCUCCCAGAUUUGAAGAACCCUAAAAUAAAAAAGAGUAAAAUUGAAGGCUGGAGAUUGUGAACAUGGACGGUUACUCUCUCUCUCCUACCUCGGUAAUCUCGCUCAGAUCCUCCCACGUUCUUCCUCGCCUCUUACGCCUUUGCGUGUUACCUAAAAAGGUCAUCACCUUCAUCGUCGCCGGUUUUCCUCUUCUCAAAUUCGGUGGAUCUCAUUUCCCACUGACGAUCGUACUCUCUCGAUUCGUAUUUACGCGCCGUGUUUCAAGCUAUUUCGAGCUCAUAAGUGUUAAAGUCUCUUCCUUACUCUUCAAUCAAUCAUUCGUAUCUUCGAUUCCGUGAAUUGAAGAGGGAACUUUUCUGCGAUUCUGCGAAUUGAGGAGGGAACUUUGUUGCCAUUCUGGAACAAGAAAUGUCUGCCGUGAAACUGGAAGCAAUUGUUUGCCACGAGCCUGAUGAAUCAGAGCUGAGUCACUUGAGUGAUAAUGGUAGUAAAACUAAAAACGGAGUUGUCUUUCAACUUCUCGAUCAGAAGAGUUCCGAACAUAGAUGGUUUAGUGAAAGGUUUCUUAGAUGGAGACGGAGAUAUCUUCCGGUUGAUGGAGAUAACAGGCGUGACCACGGGUCUGUGAAACAGUCAGGACCUCUUGUGUCUGGUGCAGCUUACUGUAUCUCUUCCUGCAGCAUGAUUAUAUUGAACAAAAUUGUUCUCUCCAGCUACAAUUUCAACGCAGGGGUCUCUUUGAUGCUUUAUCAAAACUUAAUCAGCUGUUUGGUGGUAGCUGUACUAGAUAUCUCUGGAGUGGUUUCAGUGGAAAAAUUUAACUGGAAGUUGAUUAGAGUAUGGAUGCCUGUCAAUGUUAUCUUUGUGGGCAUGCUGGUCUCGGGAAUGUACAGGAAUAGGGGAGGUAUACAUGUUCCGCAAAAGGCAGAACAACAAGGUUUGGGCUGCAAUGUUCAUGAUGAUCAUUUCUGCAAUCAGCGGAGGUAUCACGGAUCUCACAUUCGAUGCAGUAGGGUAACUUGGCAGCUUGCUAACUGCUUUCUGACCGCAAGUUAUUCACUUACUCUUCGUCGAGUUAUGGACAAAGCAAAGCAGUCUACAAAGUCUGGCUCUCUUAAUGAAGUGUCAAUGGUGCUGCUGAAUAAUCUAUUGUCAAUACCCUUUGGCAUCAUCUUGAUUAUCUUACUAGGCGAAUGGAGAUACGUAAUAAGCACGGAUGUGACAAAAGAUUCAAUGUUUUGGGUAGUGGCAACAGCAAGCGGUUUCCUUGGUUUAGCCAUCAGCUUCACUUCGAUGUGGUUCCUGCAUCAAACCGGACCCACAACAUACAGUUUGGUGGGUUCAUUAAACAAGGUUCCGAUAUCACUAGCUGGUCUUGUACUCUUCAACGUCCCUCUCAGUCUCCCAAAUCUGUUCAGCAUACUGUUUGGUUUAUUUGCUGGAGUGGUCUUUGCCAGAGCUAAAAUGUCAUAAAAAGCGUAUUUUCCAAGCCGGAUUGUGAUUGAGGCUAAAGACAAAUAAAGGCAAACAACAAACUUGAGAGGGUUCUUCAUCUGCAGCUAAUAGUUUCAACUUGGAAUACAUUUUUUACUAUACAAUGUAGAAUGUUGUAAUAUAGAUAUGCAGUCAAAAGUUGAGUUUUGGAAAUUUCAAUAUGCCUAGGCAAAAAUACGCUAUCAAAAAGGCUGGAGAGGAUUAAUCGAUUUUCAUCCGAUUGAUUUAGAAGUUUAUGCUUUGGAUUAUUU
Arabidopsis thaliana (thale cress) is the source of this 1901-nucleotide messenger RNA. RefSeq names its product golgi nucleotide sugar transporter 2 (gene GONST2). The transcript is spliced from 9 exons. Lineage: Eukaryota; Viridiplantae; Streptophyta; Magnoliopsida; Brassicales; Brassicaceae. The record is from RefSeq and is marked reviewed. The coding region runs from base 565 to 1629 and encodes 354 amino acids. Gene Ontology annotation, cellular component: Golgi membrane.